This is a messenger RNA of Octopus sinensis (East Asian common octopus), 1104 nucleotides long. RefSeq lists its product as uncharacterized. The coding region runs from base 1 to 1104 and encodes 367 amino acids. The record is from RefSeq and is a predicted model, not a curated record. NCBI's taxonomy places the organism in Eukaryota, Metazoa, Mollusca, Cephalopoda, Octopoda, Octopodidae. The transcript is spliced from 3 exons. Gene Ontology annotation, biological process: DNA integration. Gene Ontology annotation, molecular function: nucleic acid binding.
AUGGCCCAAGAACGGCUGUCUUCACUGACUUGUAUUUCCAUCGAGAAAAGAAUUUUGAACGACUUAGACAAGAAGGAGCUGCACGACAAGAUUCGGCCAUCAACGAGCCCAUGGGCGUCUCCCUUAUACAUGGCAACAAAAGACAAUCAACCACUAGCAUUUUUCUCACGCCAGCUGAAACCAGUCGAACAACGUUCCGGUUUCACGUACAUUUUGACCUGUAUUGAUCGGUUCUCCCGAUGGCCAGAAGCCAUACCACUGGUAGAUAUUACUACUGAGUCUGUGAUUCGAGCUCUCAUCUCAGGUUGGAUUACUCGCUUUGGCGCCUCCAGGAUUACCUCUGACCGUGGACGCCAAUUCGAAGCUCCCUUUUUCCGUGAAUUCUCACGGCUACUGGGUGUACAACGCAUCCAUACGACUAGUUACCAAUCAGCCUCGAAUAAAAUGGUGGAAAGAUUGCAUAGGCAGUUAAAGGCUGCACUUCGCGCUACUCCAAAUCCACAACGAUGGAUCGAAUUUCUUCCUAUCGUUCUCUUAGAUUGCUGGUCUGCUGUUAAGGCGGAUUUGGGCUACUCGUCAGCCGAAUACUUGUAUGGUACCACUUUGGCGCUUCCUGGUCAAAUGUUGGUACCAAUCGACUCACCGCAUCCGGAUCCUGCGUCGUACAUUACCAGACUUCGUUCUUACUUCUCGGAUCUGCCACCCAUGGCACCUCGUGAUCAGUCUAUUUCUUCUGUUGUUCCAGCGGAUAUUUCUACAUGGACACAUGUUUUGUUUUUUGGGGGUUUUUUUGCAGAAUGGUGCCGUGAAAGGACCCCUUACACCACCCUACUCAGGCCCUUUCCGUGUGAUUCACACGCACCAAAACUUUUCACCGUGGGCAUUAACGGUCGGAAAGAGAUUAUAUCUAUUGAUAGAGUAAAGAAGGCUUUCUCUGAAAAUCUCAUUCCAUUACUUGACACACCUGUCACACUCACCCCACCACCAACAACUUCUCUUUCAAUCUCAAACAUCCUUACAGGCUUCCAAACAACAUUCGCAAGCAUCGCAUUCAACUCCACCUUAUGUUGCACGAAGUUGCAGAACGGUAACUCAGCCACAUAA